UUUGUUUUCGUAGCAAUGACUGAAAGCAUGGCUUUGUUUUUGUAACAUUUGUGGCGGAAAUCUUGUUCUCACUGUCAUAUGCGAUUCGGAUUGUUAUUGAGCAUCUGCUCAAAAUGCCAUGCAAGUGCUGUAUGCCCUAUUGUAGGGGAAACUACGACAACGGUUUAAAAGUUAGCGUCUUUUCAUUCCCGUCUGAUGAAGCAUUAAGAUUGAAACGGAUCGCUGCAGUUCGUAGGAAUGACUGGGAACCCAGUAAACAGUUCGUUAUAUGUGAACUGCAUUUCACUGCAGACGUCAUUGAGAAAAUUACCAGUGCUUACGACCCAAAACUGGCAAACUCUUUACAGUUUACAGCACCUUUGGACAGUCCACGUUUAAAGAAACAUGCUGUACCAUCAAAGUUGCCAGGAAGACCUACGUAUUUAUCUUCAAAACAAGCACUAGCUCGAGAACAUCCAGAGGGUCGCGAACGUUUGGGGAACCAAGCACUUGAGAAAGUCAUUGAGCAGAGUGUGGGAUCACACAAAAAAUGAUGGAGAAGAGUUCAUUUGCUAGUUUAGAAGAUUUUAAAUCAAAAUUAUCUGAUUGUGAAAAGCACAGUGACUGGGUCACAGGUGUUAAAGGAU
Schistocerca americana (American grasshopper) is the source of this 626-nucleotide messenger RNA. RefSeq lists its product as uncharacterized. NCBI's taxonomy places the organism in Eukaryota, Metazoa, Arthropoda, Insecta, Orthoptera, Acrididae. The record is from RefSeq and is a predicted model, not a curated record. The transcript has 3 exons. The coding region runs from base 114 to 533 and encodes 139 amino acids.